This is a messenger RNA of Rangifer tarandus platyrhynchus (Svalbard reindeer), 450 nucleotides long. The record is from the annotation of a GenBank genome assembly. Lineage: Eukaryota; Metazoa; Chordata; Mammalia; Artiodactyla; Cervidae.
AUGCAACCCGCGGCGGUGGCGUCACCCGGAGUCGCGGCUGCGGCUGGGGAGCACGGGUUCGGUGACCAUGCUGGGGUGCGUGCGGCCCGCGCGGGGUCCCUCAGCCUGAGCCUGAGGACACUGGCUUGCUCCGUGGCUCGGGUUGCUCAAGGCCGUUUAGGGAGGGCCGUCCCUGCAGACUCCCGGUUUGGCAGCCUCUGCAAAUUGUUUCCUCACAAAGCAGCACCCCCGCCCCUCUGCCCCCAGUCCCACUUGCUCUUUCCCUUCCCAGGGGUGGCCCGAGACGUUAGGCACCCAGGGCAGGCGGCGCCGCCCCGACCCUUGCCUCAGCUCAAAGAACCGCUGGGCGAACCCAGUUUGCGGCGCCCUAGGAGGGCCAGGAAGAAGGGCGGAUCCUUCCUGUGGUUAAGGAUGCAGGAAUCUGAGCCAAUGUUGCCUGUUCAUCUGUGA